This is a messenger RNA of Acanthosepion pharaonis, 504 nucleotides long. The record is from the annotation of a GenBank genome assembly. NCBI's taxonomy places the organism in Eukaryota, Metazoa, Mollusca, Cephalopoda, Sepiida, Sepiidae.
AUGGAAUUGCCAGACCGGCAGGAUGCCAUCAGGGCUGUUCUCGCGGCUGGCGAUCAGCGACUGGAUGAUCUCGGCAUUGACCUUUUCCGGCUGGAUCAGGGUGAGCAGCGGAUGCUCGGCGCGGAACGUAUCCCAGAGCGAGAAGGUGGAGCGAAGGUGAAACCCUGUGCCCGUGCGCCGAUCGUCCGGGCCCGCGAUGGCAACCGUCGCUGUCGCUCAGAUGCUGGGCGCGAAGCAGGCUGUGAUAAAGCGCCGUGGCGACCAUCCGGCGCAUGGGGCGGGACCCUCCAUCGAUCGCGCUGCCUCGGGUCGACGCGUUGGUCCGGCCGGAUCGCAUCGAUUGCCCAGCUCGCUGUCGAGAUUUGGCGAUCGCGCCUGCCUCGUCGACGCCGGAGAUCGACCUUCACCUCGAGCGGUCGGUCGAGCUUUUCCGAAAAUCAAGCCGUGCCAUCAGUGCGCGGCCCAGUCUUCGGCCACCGCGUCGCUACCGCGCCCGGGGCCUGA